AUGGUCAAGUUCAACUUCAGUUUGCCUCUCAGCAGCUUGUUUAAGUUCAGAGCCGGCAAGUUCAACUACCCUCUUGAGCAGGAAAUUAGAACAAAAUUGGACUCCUUACCAUCGGUCACCAAGAUCUACAGUAACCCAGACGGAACCCCUAGAGUACCUUCUGAUGCUGAAUUCAAAACGAUUGCCGAGUUACAAAACUUGUACUACCAAAGAAACCACUCCGAAUGGAACUUUAUACUUCCAGGAAUUCCCAAGGAGCAGUUGGAGUUAUUUAGAGACAACAGCCAGGACUUGAAGAACUUCCAAUUUGUUACCAAGGAUGCCGGCAAAAUCAUUGACAAGAUCCCAUACAAGGACGAAACUACCGGCGAACUAAAAUGGAGAGUCGUGCGUGAGACUGAGAAAGCAGAGGGUUGGGAAUUGCCUUACUACUACAUUGUCUUGCCUGUGUUUAUAUACGUUCUUUACUCCAAGUACACCUCGCAAAUGAGAAAGAGAGAAACUGACGGUCCAGAGUGGGCUGAAAAGGAGUUGAGAUUGAGAGCUAUGGAAGAGUACUUCCAUGGUGACUCUGAGAAGGCCAAGGAGUUCUUGUCUAACGAGGGUAAAUCCGAAAGAGAAAUCAGAGACAGAGAUGACUUGGUUGUCUCGAGAAUUUUGGCAGGUGACUAUGACAAGUUGGCCCAAUUGAAGAAGAAGUUGCCAAAGGACUUGGUGCCAAAGCCUGAAGUCAACGACAAAAUCAACAUUUAA
Molecule: messenger RNA, 753 nt
Organism: Clavispora lusitaniae ATCC 42720
Lineage: Eukaryota; Fungi; Ascomycota; Pichiomycetes; Serinales; Metschnikowiaceae
Source: RefSeq, a predicted model, not a curated record